AAACCUGUUGGUGCAGGUACGAGGAGCCUCGGCUGUAAUCUGAGUGUGUGUGUGUGUGUGUGUGUGUGUGAUGGUACAGAGACUCUUCUGAAGCACACGAGGUCUGUCCGGCAGACUCAGAGAUGCAUCAGGGACGUCUGCGUCUGAGGCCGUGGCUGGAGGAGCAGAUCGACUCCGGAGGAUACCCUGGGGUCGUGUGGCUGGACCAGGCUGCCAGAGUUUUCCAGAUUCCCUGGAAGCACGCAGCCCGGCACGGCUGGAACAUCGACAAGGACGCCACUCUGUUUCGAAACUGGGCCAUCCACACAGGGCGAUACAAACCCGGCGUAGACAAACCUGAUCCCAAGACAUGGAAAGCCAACUUCCGCUGUGCGCUCAACUCCCUGACAGACGUCAAAGAGCUUCAGGACAAGAGCAUCAAGAAAGGCCACAACGCUUUCAGAGUUUAUAUUCUCCUUCCACACAGCAAAACUGUCAAGAGACGCAAAGCUUUAAGGUGCUUGGAUAGUGACAGCAGAGCAGCUACACCUCCACAGACUCAAAGGAACAUCCCUCUGGAGAGAUUUACAGAGGCCUUCUGGAAGCUGACGGAUGAGCGAGGCAGCGGCGCGGCUGAAGCCAAGAGCGUCGAGGAGGACAGAGCGCUCCUCAGCUACUCGCAGGGCCUGCAGCUGAACAAGACGGACGAGCACGAGCAGACAGAAGCUGUGCUGAAGAUCGUGGACCACCUGAAGAACCUGGAGCACUGGAGCCCCUCGUACGAGAGCGACAGGGGCUGGAGGACAAACUCCACGUGGAUGGGAUGCCUGUGCGAGACGAUGGAGUACUCCUUCCACACGGACUGUAACGUUCACAAUACCUCAGCAGCUCUACACGACUAACCCCACUGAGAGCACGGGCAUGUUUCUACAUCUGUUUUUUUUUUUUUGCAGUGAAACUGAAGGAAAAGCAUCGUAAUUAACAAGCAUGUUAAUGGACAGUGAAACUCUGCCUGAGUGAUUUUGAGCUGUAGUAAAUUAUGCAAAAAGGGCAGCUUCUUGGUCACUAAUACCAGUGCCAUAAGUUACCCAAAGAAGAUAUUAGCUAUUAUUAUAUGUUUGCCGGAUCUUUCAAUAAAUCUUGAGUUUAUGCUUUGGA
Molecule: messenger RNA, 1137 nt
Organism: Puntigrus tetrazona (Sumatra barb)
Lineage: Eukaryota; Metazoa; Chordata; Actinopteri; Cypriniformes; Cyprinidae
Gene: irf1a
Product: interferon regulatory factor 1a
Exons: 8
Coding region: 123-881 (252 amino acids)
Biological process (GO): regulation of transcription by RNA polymerase II; immune system process
Cellular component (GO): nucleus
Molecular function (GO): RNA polymerase II cis-regulatory region sequence-specific DNA binding; DNA-binding transcription factor activity, RNA polymerase II-specific
Source: RefSeq, a predicted model, not a curated record